AAAGACAGCCUUCAGGGUAGUUGGCGCAGUGGUUUCAGAGCGCUGAAAAGUACUUGAGAACAAUUGGGAUUGAGAUCAACAGCUGUCAGAGUGGACUUUACAGACAUCUGCGGUCUUAAUUGACCUCUUUUAAAAUGCAAAACUCCCCGAAUGGCUUUGUUCACUCGUGUGGAUUUAUGCCCUGCUGUCAGUGGUAGUCCCAAGUCGUUUCUCUGUCUCAGUUUGUCCUCCAAAGGAAGCCUCCAGGAGACUACAGGAUGAAAUGGACAGUCUUGCUGUUAGAAUACUUCUUGGUCAAAGUUCUGGUGCUGUUGUGCAGCGCGGUCGGGGAAGCGCAGCAGCAGCAGCUCGAGGGCUUUAUAAUGCUCUCAGGAUCCAAUGGGUCCCGGGAUGAGGAGAGCGUUUCUGAACCUCCACAUAUUGAGGACAAAUGUCGGGGUUACUAUGAUGUCAUGGGACAGUGGGACCCGCCGUUCGUUUGCCAAACUGGCAAUUAUUUAUUCUGUUGCGGCACUUGUGGCUUCAGAUUUUGCUGCGCUUAUAAAAACUCUCGUUUGGAUCAGAGCACCUGCAAAAAUUACGAUACACCAGUAUGGCUAACAGGACAGCCACCCUAUAAGAAAACCCUAGACCCUAGACACGAUCCAACCAAGGAUAAAACAAACUUGAUUGUGUAUAUAAUAUGUGGAGUAGUGGCAGUCAUGGCACUGGUCGGGAUAUUUACCAAACUUGGACUAGAAAAGGCUCACAGACCUCACAGAGAAAGCAUGUCACGAGCUGUUGCGAGCGUCAUGCAAGGCGCCCGUCAGGGUCAGCACGAGGAGGCCAUCGGAAUGCACACACAGCAUUAUGACACUGUGCAGGCGAGAGCAAACAACAUGCAAGGCGGCCAGAUAAACAACAUGAUGCAAACGCACCCGUAUCCAGCCCUCAGCCAGCUGUCCCAUGUCUAUGAGCAACAGCAAUCGGCAAAAGCGCUCAACAAAUACGCCUCACUGAAGGCUGUGGCGGCCAAAGCCAACGGUGAUUUCCUCAACAAGCAACACCGCCACUUGGUCGAGUUGGCAGCUAAGGGAAGCCUGCCACUUCAUCCAGUCAGAAUGGAGCACGUGGAGCCCACAGCUUCCUACGUCACAGAGGUCCCGUGCCUCAAGCAAAAUGGACAGAAGCCCAAGAGCAUUAAACCCAAUGUGGCCCAUCCCGCAAUGGCCUACAGCUCCAAUACCAUCGCAAACCCCGGCAUGCUGAGGAGCUGGGAGGCUGCAGAGACUGCGGGCCGACGCAAAACCUACGGCCCUAGGAAGAUGUGCACGGUGGAGCAGGUUAAUGAGCUACACACUGCCCGCAGUCAUCAUUACCUUCCCACGCAACCCUACUUUGUAACCAACAGUAAGACAGAGGUGACUGUGUAAGAGGCUGAAUACGUUUCGAAGCAAGCGGCAGAGAGCCAAAAGUGAUUAUCGUCAUGAAAGGACUCUCCACACUCUGCCCCUAGUGGACUGGAGGCACAACAGGGGUGAGCAUGUCAUGUCAGCUGACAGUCAGGCCACUAUUUAUAUCCACUGUAACAAUGAUGUGUUUGUGUUCCGUCAAUGAAAAGGUAAAAGGAAACAGAUGUAAAGAAUUGGCACACAAAAAGUUUCAGAUCAAUAGCAAUAAGA
This is a messenger RNA of Sinocyclocheilus rhinocerous, 1661 nucleotides long. It is a transcript of the gene shisa9a, whose product is annotated as shisa family member 9a. Gene Ontology annotation, cellular component: AMPA glutamate receptor complex; dendritic spine membrane; postsynaptic density. NCBI's taxonomy places the organism in Eukaryota, Metazoa, Chordata, Actinopteri, Cypriniformes, Cyprinidae. Gene Ontology annotation, biological process: regulation of AMPA receptor activity; regulation of short-term neuronal synaptic plasticity. The transcript has 4 exons. The record is from RefSeq and is a predicted model, not a curated record. Bases 258 to 1412 code for a protein of 384 amino acids.